This is a messenger RNA of Drosophila bipectinata, 2251 nucleotides long. RefSeq names its product organic cation transporter protein. The record is from RefSeq and is a predicted model, not a curated record. Lineage: Eukaryota; Metazoa; Arthropoda; Insecta; Diptera; Drosophilidae. Gene Ontology annotation, cellular component: membrane. Gene Ontology annotation, biological process: transmembrane transport. Gene Ontology annotation, molecular function: transmembrane transporter activity.
UGGGUACACUUGGGGAAAUCAUUGGAUACGCAACUCCUACGGUUCAACAUGAGUGGCGUGCUGCGUCGCGGUUCCCUGAGCUUCGACUGCCGGGGCAGCAACAGGGGCAGCCUCGAGGCCAACCUGUACGGUGGAUAUCGCGAGACGAGGCCGGGUCCGAAAACCCCGGAAAUCAGUGUAAUAGCCCUGGACUUCCGCCGCUACUCCGAAGACUUGAAGAAACCCUCAACGGAUGAGGUUUCCAACAACAAAGAACUGCACAGUGGGGAUCCCCCCGCUCGGGAUCUCAGCCAGGACGUUGAUAGUGAUGUGAUAUCCAACUUCCUGGGACACUACACCCGCUGGAGCUUCCUGUGGACCCUGCUCCUCUGCCUGUUCCAGCUGCCCACUACUUUUCACCUGUUUAUGUUUGUGUUUCAGCCAAUGGAGCUAAGAUCUGCGGGUGAGGCCACGCCCAUGCUGGCAGCCCAAGAUCUCGAGGGGAUCGAACAUUUGCACACAAAACUGCUGGAGCAGCUCUUUGGCUGCCUGACUCCCUGGCAGGGCUUCUGGUGCGCGCUCCUGUCCAUCUUCCAGGCCAUCUGCACCUUCCACAUAUUCGUCUAUGUGUUCCAGACUGCAUCAAAGGACUUUUGGUGUGCCAGACCUGACAAUCUAAGUCACAUGAGCAUUCCCGAAUGGCGCAAUCUGAGCCAAACCCCCAAUGGAUGUAAUAUUCUAGAUCUGGAUUAUGAACAAGUAUCCUACGAGAACAACCAACUGAUAAAUUGGCCAGCAAAUGCGAGUAAUUUUGGUUACCGAAAGUGUCAACACUUUGAGUUCUCCGACGAGGAUGGAAGUGCCAAAACCCUGGUGCAGGAAUUCGAGUUGGUUUGCGAAAGGAACAUCCUCAGCCUGGUGGAGACGUGCUUCCUGGUGGGUGCCGCUGCCGGUGCAGUUCUUAGUGGAUGGAUCUCCGAUCGUUUUGGCAGAAGACACACUCUUAUGGCGUUUGUCACAAUCCAGAGUGUUUUCGGUGGAAUUUUGGCCUUCUCAACAUCGGUGGCCAUGUUCAUGUCGCUACGUGUUAUAAUUGGAUUCGCAUCAAUGACCGUGACUGUUGUGAGUUUCGUGCUGGUUGUGGAGCUGGUCUCCGGCAAGUGGCGCACCGUAAUCGGCAUCCUCAACAUUCUGCCCGUGGCCAUCUCCUACGUCCUAUCCGCCGGUCUGGCGUACCUUAUCCGCGACUGGCGUCACCUCCAGCUGGCCAUCUCCUGGCCGUGGCUUAUAAUGCUCAGUAUUUGGUUCUGGCUUCCCGAAUCGCCCCGCUGGCUUCUGGCUCAGGGCCGUCUGGAUGAGUUGUGCCUUCUAAUUGAGCGAGCAGCCCGGAUGAACGGCACCACCGGAAGCCUUCCCCACAACUAUCGCAAGACGCUGGAGGCAGCCGUGCCCCGAGCGGUAACCUCUCCCAAUCCUGAGCAAGCUGGGGAAGAGGCCAAGACCGCAGUUCCCGGAGGAGAGGAGGGUGCCGACUCCCCCAGCCAUGUGAACCCCCUUAGGGUGGUGUUUAGUGCCAAAUAUUGGCGCACCACCUGCCUGACCUUGGUUAUUUGGCUCACCCUAAUCAUUAUCUACUUCGGGCUCACCCUGCACUUGAGCAAUUUGGGUGGCAACAUAUACAUCAACAGUGCCGUAGCAGGAACCGUUGAGGCAGUGUCCAUCUGCAUCAGCAUCGUUGUGGUCCUGAAAUUCGGCAUCCGGAAGAGUCUCAUCGGAUACAUGUUACUGCCGGGUCUCUGCUGUUUGGGUACGAAUUUGGUGAAGGAUCAGACGGGAGUGAUUGCUCUGGCCACUAUUGCCAAAUGCCUGAUUGGAGCCAACAAUGCCAUUAUUCCAACCUACACGGCAAUGCAAUAUCCCACUAUCGUUCGGAACUUUGGCGUGGGCUUGGGAAAUCUAGCCUCGGGAAUAGCCCUCAUCCUAGUGCCCUUCCUUUGGCAAUUGGAGCACAUUGAUGCCUUGCUUCCCUUGAAUAUUAUGGGUGUUUGUGGUCUGGUGGGUGCUGUUGCUAUUAGUCUCAUGAAGGAUGUCGAAUAAGAGGGAUCUUCGAAGCUGGAUUUUGGAAUUUAAACAGGAACUACUACCGUGACAGGAUAUGCCGAACUGUGAUAUACAUAUAUUGGACCUACUUAUGGGGACUCUAAGGACUAACUAAGCCCGACCCAAACGUUUUUCUCAUUCUACCAUAAACUAUGAAUUUAUUUUAUUUAUA